Molecule: messenger RNA, 843 nt
Organism: Cucumis sativus (cucumber)
Lineage: Eukaryota; Viridiplantae; Streptophyta; Magnoliopsida; Cucurbitales; Cucurbitaceae
Gene: WRKY22
Product: probable WRKY transcription factor 70-like
Exons: 2
Coding region: 1-843 (280 amino acids)
Biological process (GO): regulation of DNA-templated transcription
Molecular function (GO): sequence-specific DNA binding; DNA-binding transcription factor activity
Source: RefSeq, marked provisional
AUGGAUUGCUCCUGGCCUGACACCACCCCCUUUGAUCGAAGAAAAGCAGCCGAUGAAUUGCUUCGUGGCCGUGAACUUGCACAACAACUACGAGCGUAUCUACAGAUAAGUUCCACUCCGGCCUCCCAAGAUCUACUCACCAGAAUCCUAUCCUCUUUCUCCAAAACACUUUCCAUCUUGAAUCAUCGCUGCGACUCCGAUGACAUAAAUGGCUCUAUUGUGGACUCACCCGAGGAUCAUGGUAGUAGAAAAUCCGAGGAAUCUGGAGACAGUUGCAAGAGCUCCACCCCUAAUAAUGAUCGCAGGGGUUGCUAUAAGAGAAGGAAGAGUUGCCAGAGUUGGGCAAGAGAAAGCUGCGACCUAGUGGACGAUGGGCACGCGUGGAGGAAAUACGGGCAGAAGACGAUUCUAAAUGCCAAAUACCCGAGAAACUACUACAGAUGCACCCAUAAAUACGACCAGACCUGCCAAGCCACAAAACAAGUCCAGCGACUGCAAGACAAUCCCCCCAAGUUCCGUACUACUUAUUAUGGCAAUCACACUUGCUCCAAUUUCCUCAAGGCUUCCGACAUAGUGCUCGGCUCCUCCAAUUUCGACGAUUCCUGCAGCGGAGUGCUCCUCAGUUUUGACACCACUGCAGCACCCAACUUUUUUCUCCCACACGAUCCUACGUUGGUUAAGAAGGAAGAAGUUGUAACCCCCGAUGCUGGCAGUGGCAGGGAUGACGAGGCAGUCUGUUCCCCAUCCGAUUACAUGAGUACGGCCGACGACCAUCUCUCCGAGGUUUUCAUGGGUUCCGUCGUCGAUUUUGAGGAUGAUGACUUACCACCAUUCCACUUUUGA